AUGUCGCUGAAUCAUUUCGUUUCAUUUCAAAAAUCCCCAAUAGUGUCAUGUGGCGUGAAGGGUUUCCUCGCCGUGGCUGGGAGGUGCAUCAGAUUACACUACGAGGAAGCUGACUGGAAGACGGCGAACUCCACCUGCCAGUCAGAGGGAUCCAGCCUUGUGAAGAUCGAGACUAACUCCUCCAACACAGCCAUCAAAACAUUUCUACAGACACACGAUAUUCUCAUGAGUCACAGUUACUACAUAGGAGGGCGGUGGUCGAGUGAUGACACCAAGUAUACCUGGGAGGAUGGCACACCGAUAGAGUUUACGGCUGGAUGGCAGACAGGACACCCACAAGAACCAGGGGACGGAAGAUGUGUGGUUCUGGACAACACUUCAAACAUGACCUGGAAGGAGAGCCCGUGUGGAAAUCUGCUGUGGUUUAUCUGUGAACUGAAAUAA
Molecule: messenger RNA, 444 nt
Organism: Gigantopelta aegis
Lineage: Eukaryota; Metazoa; Mollusca; Gastropoda; Neomphalida; Peltospiridae
Product: snaclec GPIB-binding protein subunit beta-like
Exons: 3
Coding region: 1-444 (147 amino acids)
Source: RefSeq, a predicted model, not a curated record